AUGUACUUUUCUCUCCAGCAAACAAGAGACUUCACAAACAGCUUCUUAUCCAAGCUGGCAGACGUCCCGAUAGAGCUCCUCUCCCACAUUGACAUCUUCAUCAUCCCCGACUUCGUCUCCCUGACCACCACAAUCGCCCAGCUUAAGUCCAGCUCCGUUGCCAUUUGGACCGGCGCUCAAGACUGCCACUGGGAAGACCAAGGCGCAUUCACCGGCGAAGUCAGCCCCUCCGUGUUGCGCAGCGCAGGCGUCAAGCUCGUGGAAGUCGGACAUGCAGAGCGCAGGAGCAUCUUUGGCGAGGACGACACCAUGGUUGCGAAUAAGGCUGCCGCUGUAAGUCGCAAUGGCAUGAUACCGCUUGUGUGCAUUGGAGAAAAGACUCAAGGCGACGUGCAUAUCGCGGUUGAGGAGUGUCGGGUGCAGGUUGAUGCUGUCAUGAAUGCUGUGCCCGCCGAGGCAGAGGUCAUUUUGGCGUAUGAGCCUGUAUGGGCGAUUGGUGCCAGUCAACCUGCUGGAGAGAAGCACAUCCUCGAUGUUGUUGCUGGGAUCAGAGGGUUGGAGUCCGUUGGGAGGAGGGCGGGGACGACGAGGGUUUUGUAUGGGGGGAGUGCCGGGCCGGGGCUCUACGAGAAGUUGAAGAGCGGACUGGACGGAUUGUUCCUGGGGCGGUUCGGACACGAUCCGGAGCAGUUUGUCAAGACGAUACAGGAAGUAGCUGAAGCGUGA
Molecule: messenger RNA, 726 nt
Organism: Trichoderma reesei QM6a
Lineage: Eukaryota; Fungi; Ascomycota; Sordariomycetes; Hypocreales; Hypocreaceae
Product: triose-phosphate isomerase
Exons: 1
Coding region: 1-726 (241 amino acids)
Biological process (GO): glycolytic process; gluconeogenesis; glyceraldehyde-3-phosphate biosynthetic process
Cellular component (GO): cytosol
Molecular function (GO): triose-phosphate isomerase activity
Source: RefSeq, a predicted model, not a curated record